AUGGCUUCUGAAUUCCACUCUGGCUCUGAGGCCUUUCCUCCCCAACACCAACGCGACCCAUCCGCCACCAUGUCCCUGGGCAACACUCCCACAAGCCCCCAGGCGCCGCCCUCCGACCAUGGUGGUGCUGCCGUCGACGGCACCUCCAACGGCAAGCAGAGCACCGAUGAUCACGACUUGCCGCCCCCUCCGAACCCGGCCGGUGCGAGCCCCGAGCAGCUCAAGCAGGUCUCCGACGUCCUGUCCUCCGAGAUCGGAAUUGCAACUCUGCUAAACCGCCUCAAGCAGAGCAUAGCUUCUGCAAAGGAAUUCGGCCUGUUCCUCAAGAAGCGAUCUGCCCUCGAAGAAGACCAUGCCCAGGGUCUCAAGAAGCUCAGUCGAUCCACACAGGAUAGCAUGCGCCGCCCCGACCACCGCCAGGGUACCUUUGGUGCCGCCUACGACGAGAUGAUGCACACCCACGAUCGCAUGGCGGAGAAUGGCAUGUCAUUUGCCUCCUCCCUCCACCAGAUGCACGACGAGAUCAUCGAGCUAGCCGCCAACGCCGAGCGCAACCGCAAAACUUGGAAGACCAACGGCCUGUCGGCUGAGCAGAAGGUCGCCGACAUGGAACAGGCCAUGCGCAAGAGUAAGGCCAAGUACGACACCCUCUCCGACGACUAUGAGAGAGUCAAGAUGGGGGAGGCACGGCAGAGCGGCAAGAUGUUUGGUGCCCUCAAGGGCCACAAGUCUGCUGCCCAGCACGAGGAGGAACUGCUCAAGAAGGUCCAGGCCGCCGACCAGACCUACCACGGACACGUUCAAGCAUUGCAGGCCGAGAAGGCUACGCUGUUGUCCACCACGCGACCCGAGGCCGUCAGGACCCUUCAGGAUCUCAUCCGAGAGAUUGACUUGGGAGUAUCGCUUCAGAUGCAAAAACUUGCUUCCUACAACGAGAAGCUGUUGUUGAGCAACGGCUUGAACGUCAGCCCCAUCCAGGGCCCAGGGGGCGAGGGCAGCCAACGUAGCUUGAGACAGGCUGUCUCGUCCAUCGAUAACGACAAGGACCUGAACAACUAUGUCACUGCGCAGUACAGAAAUCUACCCGCCAGCAGCGGAGAGAUCAAGUACGAGCGUAAUGCAGUCCUCGGCCCACAAUCCUCCAGCCACGGUGCGACAAGCGGUCCUCUUCCACAACUUCCUCUUGCACAGAAUCCCCCCUCAGGAAGCUUCGCCCCGCUAGGCCCUGGCUCAAGGUCAAGUACCCUCGGCCUGGGACCUCUCACCGGCGGAUCUCAAACGCCUACUGCCUUGGACCCUCCGUUUCCUCCUGGCGGCCCCUCCGACGAACCCCGUCCCUUCUCGCAGUCCCAUAGUAGGAGCUUCAGCCAAGGGACUGCGCCCACUCCACAAGCCGCACAUCCUCCGCAGGUCUCUGGUAGAACCACUGGACAGCAGCGAUAUGGCAACGGAGGAGGUGGAUCAUUCGGCUCAUCGGGACCGCCCCAGCUCGGCGCCCUGCCCUUCCAGCCAUCCUCCGGGCCAUCGCCUCCUCCACCUUCGGGCGCUUAUCAGGCUCCCCAAGAGCUUUCCGGUAGCAGCCCUGCCACACAGGGGCCAACCAGCAGCGCCCGCUCGCCGCCUCCCUACGGGGCUCCUAGCCAACCUCCGGCUGGAGCAUCAGCGCCAACCAAGCCCGUGUUUGGCCUUUCAUUGAGUCGCCUUUAUGAGCGUGACGGCCUAGCAGUGCCCAUGGUUCUCUACCAGUGUAUCCAGGCAGCUGAUCUGUACGGUCUGGCCCUCGAGGGCAUCUACCGACAGUCUGGCUCGAUGAACCACAUCCAGAGGCUCAAGAACAUGUUCGAUACAGACUCCUCCAAUCCGGCUCUCGACUUCAGGAACCCUGAAAACUUCUAUCACGAUGUCAACAGCGUCACCGGCCUGCUGAAGUUGUUCUUGCGUGACCUCCCCGACCCGCUCCUGACUCACGAGCACCACGACAGCUUCAUUGCUGCAGCCAAGCAUGACGAUGAGGUGGUCCGCCGGGAUUCCCUGCACGCCAUCAUCAACAGCCUCCCCGACCCCAACUACGCCACCCUCCGCGCCCUCACCCUCCAUCUCUACCGCGUCAUGGACAACUCUCACACCAACCGUAUGAACUCGCACAACCUUGCCGUCAUCUUCGGUCCCACUCUCAUGGGCACCGACCCCAGCACUGCAAUCGCGGAUGCCGGGUGGCAGAUCAAGGUCAUCGACACCAUCCUGCAGAAUACGUACCAGAUCUUCGAUGAGGAUUAA
Messenger RNA from Ilyonectria robusta, 2277 nucleotides. RefSeq lists its product as uncharacterized. The transcript has 7 exons. Gene Ontology annotation, cellular component: cytoplasm. Bases 1 to 2277 code for a protein of 758 amino acids. Gene Ontology annotation, biological process: regulation of GTPase activity; signal transduction. Lineage: Eukaryota; Fungi; Ascomycota; Sordariomycetes; Hypocreales; Nectriaceae. The record is from RefSeq and is a predicted model, not a curated record.